AUGACUCGCGGUAACGUUUCGAGUCAGCGCGAUACGAGCGUUCGUCGUGUGCGCGCGUGGUUAGGUAUCGAUACGACACGUGCAUCGCGCCGCGCGCGUAUGCGUGCGCGAGGACGACACGGAGUCGCGCGAAGGUCAUCGCGCGAAACAGCUGGCGGCGGGUCGCGGAGAAGCGAGAUUCACUCGCGUGCGCGCCGGCUGGUAACGUGGAGAACACGUCGGAACGUCGAGGCGCCGUCGGACGGCCGUAGACGGGACGAGUGCGCGGAGCUGGACGCGAAAGGAAGCGUUCGUCGUCGCUGCGGCUUUAAUGAUGCGACGCGAUGACGCGCUCAAAGAUUCAGGAGAUGAAGUUCUUUGUAUUCCUGUUGAUCUUCCUGCUGGCGCAGACGGCGGUCUGCGACGGGAGUUCUCGCGAGAAGAGAGACGCGCCGUUAACCGCCGCCGGUGCGAAUAAAACGGCCUCGCUCCUGAACGAGAACAAGGGCGCCGACGUGAGGAGCAACAAACAGCCGUCGACGGCGCCGUCCCCCGUGCGUAAAGACGGUCGGCAGAAUCCAGCCGGAUCGUCCACCAACGCGAACAAGCCGCCGGUCGACGGCAACAAGACGCACGACGACAUAACCUCAAAAUCAUCGACGUCGGACGUCGCGAAUAAAACUGCGCACACCGCGAACACGUCCAAUGAAUCCAGCGAGGGUCACACGACUUUCAAUACUGGUGCUCUCAUACGUGGUUUCUUAGUCUUCGUUGGACUGAGUAUCCUGGUCAUGGCCUACAUCGUGUUCCGUAGCUUUAGGUUAAGUAAAACACGUGCCCAGUUGGUUCGGAAGUACGGUAUCCUUGCGCACAGGCAGGACGUCGAGAUGCGACCACUCCCAUUGGAGGAAGAGGACGACGAGGACACAACUGUUUUUGACGCGAGCAACGUGGUGACGACCAAUGUCCAACAUCAAAACGCAUAAAGAUGUUUCAUAUGGAAAGGCACCGUUUCCAUGUGUUUGAUGUGAACACAUGAAGCAUCGCUUUCAACAUCGCUACACACAAUUUUAAUUAAGAUCAGAGUAACUCUAUCGCAAUCUCUCAAGGUAGGUGCAGGACUACCAGUUCCGAGACAGAUUUGAAGGCAUUUUUUUAACGUCUACUUGAAUAAGGUUGUUUGCUUCGUGCGGUAAGAUUAUUAACGCGAAAUACGCAUCUGUGAUGCAUUUAUCAUUAACAUAUUAUGCUUGUCAGCAAUAGAUGUACUUUUACUAAAAAAAAGGGAAAGAAGAUAAAAAUACAGGAUAUUUCUACCAACAUUCUCCACCCUACUUGAUAUAUACUAUGUGAUAAUGCGGACUUUUAAACAUGUAUCAUCUGCGAGCUAAUGAGAAGUUAAUGAGGGUGGUUAUCUCUACUCUUAUAUACACAGAUUAUAUAUUCUAAUUAGUCUACGUUGUUGUAGUUGAAAUUAUACAAAUGCAGAUUGUCUCUAUUUUAUUUAAUGCUACGUUUAAUAAAAAUUCGACGGG
Ooceraea biroi (clonal raider ant) is the source of this 1514-nucleotide messenger RNA. RefSeq lists its product as uncharacterized. The record is from RefSeq and is a predicted model, not a curated record. NCBI's taxonomy places the organism in Eukaryota, Metazoa, Arthropoda, Insecta, Hymenoptera, Formicidae.